AUGUUGAAUACACCCGCGAUCAGACAGCUCUCCCGCUGUAUCUCAUUGCGGUCGAACAAGUCGCAAUUUCCGUGGAUUCCUACUUCAAACGCCUUUGAAAUAGUAACAAGCGUUCCUAUAUGUGCGGAAUCUUGGCCGGUGUAUCCAUGCGUAGGUGUAAACGUGAUAAACGCACUGACGCCUACACUGGCGAAUCAAGUGCUACGUACGCCACACCAUAUUGGCGCCCAACAGGUAGAAUUUAGGAGACACCGCGGCGGAAAGGUCAAGAACAAACUCAGAAACAUAGAGAAGAGGAAGAAGCGCGAGCAAAAUAUGCACAGACUUUCAUCGGAUGUCAAAUUCAACAUACGUACUGGCCCUGCCGACGCUGCGUCAACGUGA
This is a messenger RNA of Babesia bigemina, 384 nucleotides long. RefSeq lists its product as hypothetical. The coding region runs from base 1 to 384 and encodes 127 amino acids. The transcript has a single exon. The record is from RefSeq and is a predicted model, not a curated record. NCBI's taxonomy places the organism in Eukaryota, Apicomplexa, Aconoidasida, Piroplasmida, Babesiidae.